ACAACAUGAAGACCAGAAUUGUGUUCCUUCUUGUCCUGGUUCAGCUCUCCCAGGCCCAUGCGGACGUGACCUUCAAGCAGCUGAGGGAGAACCAGUCCUUGGAGCUGUUCUGCCCCCCCCAGCAGGACCACAAGGAUCUGACAAGCCUCCACCUGUACCACAGCCGAGGCCACGCCCAGACCACGCUGCUGUCAGUCCGCCAAGAUGGCGGCGGCGGCGGCGGCGAGGAGCUGAGGAUGGACCCCGACUACAAGCGCCGCCUGCAGGUGUCCGGGGGUCGGAACACCUCGCGGGUGAAGGUGACCUUGCUGGGUUUGGAGGCAGGUGACUCGGGCUUGUAUGUCUGUGAGCACGUCUACAGAGACAACCGCUCACAGCACACCUUCUUCACCGCUCACACGCUCCUCCUGUCGGUCACCAGCUCAGGGAGGAAGUGCCAGUGCUCUUCCAGCUACCCCCUUCUGAUCACGGCCAUCUUUUCAGUGACCUGCCUCCUUUCCAUUGUGCUCCUGUGGCUCGCCGUGGAAAGAUGUGUAAAGACGAGGCAACAUCCCAGUGCACCAGCUGCUGCUCCAGUCUAUGAGGAAAUGAGCAGGAAGCAGCAACAUUCCGGAAUAAUGAAUAAGCAGGAAGUGCCCUCACACCUGGAGGAGGUCACCUCUCCAUUGUAUGCCAACAUGAAACAAACACAUGACAACGCCUACGCUUGCCCCAGACACAUCGCCCUGAAAGCCUGAGUGAAGGUGGCUCAGUGGAGACCCCCUUAAUGGAGCUCUUUUAACAACAUCUAUAGUCGAAAUAGAGCCUAUAAAACAUUCAAGUUAAAGUUAACUUUAACUUUAAUGGAGCACUUU
Entelurus aequoreus (snake pipefish) is the source of this 854-nucleotide messenger RNA. RefSeq lists its product as uncharacterized. Gene Ontology annotation, molecular function: signaling receptor activity. The record is from RefSeq and is a predicted model, not a curated record. The coding region runs from base 6 to 737 and encodes 243 amino acids. Lineage: Eukaryota; Metazoa; Chordata; Actinopteri; Syngnathiformes; Syngnathidae. Gene Ontology annotation, biological process: adaptive immune response. The transcript has 4 exons. Gene Ontology annotation, cellular component: membrane.